Messenger RNA from Cynara cardunculus var. scolymus (artichoke), 1839 nucleotides. RefSeq names its product O-fucosyltransferase 20-like. Bases 92 to 1738 code for a protein of 548 amino acids. The record is from RefSeq and is a predicted model, not a curated record. The transcript is spliced from 5 exons. Lineage: Eukaryota; Viridiplantae; Streptophyta; Magnoliopsida; Asterales; Asteraceae. Gene Ontology annotation, cellular component: cytoplasm.
AAACAAGAACAGAAUCCGUACACAAAACCAACAAAAAGCCUGUUUUUGAUCUCUCAUUUAGGGUUGUUUUGCUCUCUCUUCCUAUCUUUCAAUGGCGAUUUCAAAGAGUGUCAACCACAAGAAACACCAUCAUCAAUGUUACAUAUCGGUGCCUUCUGAGAUCAUAAACUCUCUCUCAUCUAACUCACUUCAAUCUCUCCUUCUUUCACCCAAGAAAGCAGCAGCUGCUUCAAAGACUGGUGCCUUUGCAAGGUCAAAGGUCCUGAUCAAGAACCCUACGACAUGGUUUUUGUUCCUUUUCUUGUGUGGGUUCUUGCUUAUGUUGAAGAUGUGGUAUAAUUUUGACCCUUUUUCACCAAACCCGUGUGGGAUUAUCCCCCAAAAGGACACUUCAAGCUUAAUCUCAAAUGGGGUUUCUAAUUCUCAGCUAAAAACUGAAGAAAGAGAUGAAGAAAUCAAUGGGUUUUGGAAGCAGCCUGAUGGGUUUGGGUAUAGGCCUUGUUUGGAUUUCAGUCGAGAGUAUAUGAAAUCAAGUGUUGAGAUUUUAAAAGACAGAACAAAGUAUUUGGUGGUGGUGGUUUCUGGUGGCAUAAAUCAACAGAGAAACCAGAUUGUUGAUGCUGUUGUGAUUGCUAGAAUCCUUGGUGCUGCUCUUGUUGUACCAAUCUUACAAGUUAAUGUUAUUUGGGGAGAUGAAAGUGAGUUUUCUGAUAUAUUUGAUGUGGAUCACUUCAAGGAAGCUCUAGCAGAUGAUGUUAGAAUCAUUUCAUCGUUGCCAUCUAACCAUUUGAUGUCGAGGCCAGUCGAAGAGAAACACACUCCACUUCAUGUUUCUCCUCAAUGGAUUCGAGCCCGUUACCUCAAAAGGAUGAAACGAGAAGGCGUUUUGUUGUUGCGUGGUUUAGACUCGAGGCUUUCCAAGGAUCUUCCUUCUGAUCUCCAAAAGCUUCGAUGCAAGGUUGCAUUUCACGCAUUGCGGUUUGCACCACCGAUUCGUGAACUCGGAAACAAGCUCACCGAGAGAAUGAGAAGCAAAGGGCCUUAUCUUGCGCUUCAUCUUCGAAUGGAGAAAGAUGUAUGGGUGAGAACUGGUUGUCUUCCGGGCUUAACCCGGGAGUACGAUGAAAUAAUCCACAACGAACGAAAGUAUCGUCCCGAGCUCUUAACUUCGAGAUCAAAUAUGACGUACCAUGACCGAAAACUUGCGGGUCUUUGCCCGUUAAACGCCGUGGAGGUUGCUCGGCUCUUAAAAGCUCUCGGAGUGCCAAGAAACGGGAGGAUCUUUUGGGCAGGCGGAAAUCCGUUAGGGGGUCCAGAUACGUUGUUACCAUUAGUGACGGAAUUUCCUCAUUUCUACAACAAAGAAGACCUUGGGUUAGCCGAAGAGCUAGAGCCGUUUGCAAAGAAAGCAUCGAUCAUGGCUGCCAUCGACUACAUUGUAUCCGAAAACAGCGAUGUGUUCAUGGCGUCCCAUGGUGGGAACAUGGGUCACGCGAUCCAAGGGCAUCGCGCAUAUGCCGGACACAAAAAGACAAUUACGCCCAACAAGCGACAAAUGUUAUCGUACUUCCUUAACACUUCUCUUGAUGAAUCUGAAUUCAAUAAGAUCAUAUUGGGGUUGCACCGCGAUUCCAUGGGACAACCGGAGCUCAGAACGAGCAAAGCAGGACGGGAUGUGACAAAAUUUCCAAUCCCCGAGUGUAUGCGUAACGAUACUUCGGACCGUUUAUCGUCUUGAAUUUGAAUUGUUUGGUUAAUUAUACAUAUAUAUAGUAGAUUGGUAAGAUGUAAAUAAAUCAUACACUAAUAUAUACGGAUAUAUUCACAGAGCUUCAACAA